AUGAGGAGGAAAGUUGACGAACUGGAAGCCAAAACAUCUGUCCUGAGUAUUGAGAGGGCAGAAUUGAAAAACAAGCUCAUGGAUUCAGAAACUACCACCACAUAUCUUACCAACACCCAGAAAGAAUUGGAAGCAGCUCUUGUGGAGAAAGAGAGCCAUAUCAACCAAAUGAAAGAGAAUGCAGCUGCUUCAAACCCAGAUCAGACAACUAUAAAGGAACUCCUGCAGCAGAAAGAAGCUGAGCCUGAGCUUGACAAAUCUGAAAAUGCUAGUGAUUCCAUUCCUGCUACAGUAGAAGAUAAUUCCAACAGUACUACUAUAUCAGAGAGCAACCACAAUGAUGAGAGCAUUGUAGUGGGAGAAAACACCGAAAAUGCAACUUCUGAAACCGUGGUACUUGAUAAAUCUGAAAACCCCAGUGGUUCCAUGUCUGCUCCAGCAGAAGAAAAUUCAAGCAACACUAAUCCAUCAGAUACCAGCCACCAAGAUGAGGGCAUUGUAGUGGAAGCAAAAAACGUUAAUGCAACUUCUGACCUUGUGGUACUUGACAAAUCUGAAAACACCAAUGGUUCUGUACCUGUAGCAGAAGAACAAAAUUCCUACAACACCACUACAUGGGAGAGCAACCAACAAGAUAACAGUUCCUCACAAGAACAGCUCUUAAAGUUAACAACCAACAUAGAAGAUGUCCAGCUUCAAGAGAACAAAGGUGAUGCCAAUGAGCAAUCAAAUGAUGCUCCAGAGGGAAGCCAUUCAGAUAAAUCUGAGCCUCAACAGGGGGGAACCAAAAAGCGAUAG
Miscanthus lutarioriparius is the source of this 798-nucleotide messenger RNA. The record is from the annotation of a GenBank genome assembly. Lineage: Eukaryota; Viridiplantae; Streptophyta; Magnoliopsida; Poales; Poaceae.